UCGUUUUCAUACCGCAUGUUUUAAACCGGUACACUAUAUAGCUAAUUUAAUGAUCGGCCACUGUGUCAGUCAGUCCUAGUAGAAAUCAGGUUCAAACGGGGGUAAAGUCUUCAUUUUUCUUAAUACUCAGAUUCUGCAAUCAAUUUACUUGAUCAUAAUCUUAUUUCUGAAUUCUGAAUUAAAAAUUCCCAAAUAAUUACUUUGAAAAACAAUAUGGCGUCACCAACUGCACAAUCAUCUGAUCCUAAUAUGGUGGACGAAUCUGACGUCAAAUCAGCCUUGAAUGGUCAUGAUCGUCCAUUUACAAUUACUCUUGCCAUUGUUUUGCUAAAGAUUGUAUUUUUCAUUUACGAUGUCGUCACUUUCAUUCCAUUCAAAAUAUUUGCGGACCCGGCGGAGAAACUCGAAAAGUCGGAGAGAGUCAAGGCUGAGCCAGAUAAUGGAGAUCCAACAACACCAUGGAAGAACGUGUCUGCAAAAGACGGGCUCAUGAACUCUUCAUUUGAAGGAAUCCAUGAUCUUGGUACUCAAUGGGAAGAAUGUGUCCGACGUUACGGAAACCAACCGUGUAUGGGGACUCGUGAAGUUCUUAAAGUCCACAAGGAGAAACAAUCAAACGGAAAAAUCUUUGAAAAAUGGCAAAUGGGAGACUAUCACUGGAGAAGCUAUGCUCAGGUUGACAAACGGGUUAAUAUGAUUGCAUCGGGUUUGACGAGCCUAGGGCAGCAGGAGAAGGAGCCAAUUAUUCUUUUUGCCGAGACCAGAGAAGAAUGGAUGACAACUGCUUUGGCCUGCAUGAAAAUGAAUUUUCCAAUUGCAACAAUGUAUGCUACUCUUGGAGACGAAGCAGUUCAGUUUGCUAUUAAUGAAGUUGGAGCCAAGACCAUCUUCACUUCGGAAGCUCUCAUCUCGAAAGUCAAAAAGGCGAUGAGCAACGGAGCCACAUCCAUCGAAAACAUUAUCUUCUUUGAUAGUGUCGAUCCAGCAUCUCGUGGAGAGUCGGUCGAUGUUGAUCUUCCAUUCACCCUUCUUUCUUUUGACCAGCUUCUCAGCCGCGGAGAGCGUGAGUAUUCUUACCCAGUACCAACUCGCAGUAAGAAAGAUGAUCUCGCCUUCAUCAUGUACACAUCUGGAACUACUGGAAAUCCGAAAGGAGUUAUGAUUUCUCAUCAGAAUAUUGUUGCUGUUACCGCUGGACAAGCCUUCAACAUCGUUCUCGGACCAGAUGACCGAUAUAUCGGAUAUCUCCCUCUUGCUCACAUUUUGGAAGUAUGCGCAGAAAUGGUCGUUUUCACUAAAGGAGUCCGCAUUGGUUACUCAUCAGCUCAGACCUUAUUUGACAGAGCACCAAAAAUUAUGAAAGGAGAGCACGGAGACUGCUGGGUUCUUCAGCCAACUCUUAUGGCUUGUGUCCCUGCUGUCAUGGAUCGCAUCUUCAAAGCUGUCAUCGAUGAGGUUAACGCUAACAGUGAACUUUUCAAGCAACUCUUCAAAACUUGUUACGAAAGAAAACGGUCCCGUUAUGAAGAAGGAUAUACUAGUUUUAUUUUGAACAAGCUUGUUUUCAAUAGAAUCGGUAAACUUCUUGGAGGAAAAGUUCGACAAAUUCUUUCUGGAGGAGCUCCAUUGAGCCCAGAAACACAAAGAUUCAUGAACAUUUGCUUCUGCUGUCCAGUUGUACAAGGAUACGGGCUCACUGAAACCUGCGGAGGAGGAACUAUUGCCGACAUUCAUGAUUUGUCAACUGGAACUGUGGGACCACCGCUCACAUGUUGCGAAAUUCUGUUGCAAGAAUGGGCAGAGGCUGGAUACUCACCGAAAAAUGAUCCUCCACAAGGAGAAAUUCUUAUUAGUGGACCAAAUGUUGCGUUGGGAUAUUUCAAAAAUGACGAAAAAACCAAGGAAGAGUUUGUUAAAGUCAAUGGAAAAACAUUCUUCGCAACUGGAGAUAUUGGUGAAUUCCGCGAAGAUGGAUCUCUCAAGAUUAUUGACCGUAAGAAGGACUUGCUCAAAUUGGCUCACGGUGAAUAUAUUUCCCUCGGAAAAGUUGAAACUAAUCUUUUGACUAAUCCAAAUGUUGACAACGUCUGCGUGUAUGGUGAUUCGAACAAAAGCUUCCUGGUUGCGUUGGUCGUUCCAAAUCAAAAGAAUCUAACUCAAUUGGCCAGUAAAGCUGGUGCAAGCAAUGAUAACUUUGAGAAGCUCUGCGAAGAUAAGAAGGUUGUAGAGGCAUUGCAAAAGGAGUUGGCUCAAUAUGGAGCUUCCAAACUUCAACGCGUCGAAAUUCCACAAAAAAUCUUUAUUUGUCACGAGCCAUGGACCCCAGCCUCCGGGCUUCUUACCGAAGCCUUGAAGCUCAAAAGAAAAAAUAUCGAGAAGGCCUUCCGCAAAGAACUUGAUGAGCUUUAUAAAUAGAGCUUCAUCUACUCACUGAUCUUACCCUGUUUCUGCCAUUCAAAACGCAUUCUAAAUACUUAAUCUGUUUUGAUGUAGUCUAGUAUAGAAUGUACAAUAUUCUCCUUUCAUUUCUCUUUCACAGAAAUCUUGCUCAUUGUGUGCCUUCAUUUCGCAGUUUAAAUAUUUUUAUCACUCUUAUUUUCCAAGAAUCAAAUCCUUUUUACCGAAUCACAAAUCGACGCGGUGGCCAUAUGUUUUAGGGUAUUCUGAUUUCCACGCUUUUAAUGGAAAGAAAUCUGCUCUUGUUUGUUUUUUUUUGUUCUUUUCAAAAUUUAAUUUGUGUAUAACGUUCUCGACCUCCUAUUAUCAUUAUCUCAUUCAUUUUAUUGAUUCAAUGCAAAUAAACUUCUUUCAAAAAAA
This is a messenger RNA of Caenorhabditis elegans, 2817 nucleotides long. It is a transcript of the gene acs-17, whose product is annotated as long-chain-fatty-acid--CoA ligase. The transcript is spliced from 11 exons. Bases 250 to 2415 code for a protein of 721 amino acids. Gene Ontology annotation, molecular function: long-chain fatty acid-CoA ligase activity. The record is from RefSeq and is marked reviewed. NCBI's taxonomy places the organism in Eukaryota, Metazoa, Nematoda, Chromadorea, Rhabditida, Rhabditidae.